Molecule: messenger RNA, 6919 nt
Organism: Oncorhynchus tshawytscha (Chinook salmon)
Lineage: Eukaryota; Metazoa; Chordata; Actinopteri; Salmoniformes; Salmonidae
Product: rho GTPase-activating protein 29
Exons: 25
Coding region: 326-4780 (1484 amino acids)
Biological process (GO): activation of GTPase activity; signal transduction
Cellular component (GO): cytoplasm
Molecular function (GO): GTPase activator activity
Source: RefSeq, a predicted model, not a curated record
AAACGGAGAGUUGUGACCACAGAGCUUCACUCUCAGCGUUGCUCAACAAAAACCCCUCUGAUAAACACAACACACGAACAAAGCUAUUCUCCUCCCGAAAAUAAACAGACUUUUCUCUCUCUUUUUUUUGCGGGGGUGGAUUUUAAUGAAGGAUAAAAAAAACAUUUCUUGAGAAUUUUGGUUGCAAUACCAUUGAAGGACAAGCCAGUUUUUUUUUCAGGGCCACAAACCUGGACCGGUAUGGACCACCCACAUGGGGUGUAACACAACCCAGUGGCCUGUAGCGUAUUCUAGGUAGUUUCACCGGUGGCAGUGACCCGCUGGGAUGUUACGGAAGAGCAGUGACACUGGAGGAGGAGGAAGAGGAGGAGGAGGAGAGAGUAAUACUAAACCGAACAAACAGCAUCGCUCCAGCUCCACCCAGGGCCUGUCUCGCUUCUCCAACCCCGACACAGGGUCACCGUCGACUGGGUCGACAAAGACCUGGGACAUGGACCGGAGCUCCAGGCCUCCUCUGGGGAGUGUGGGGCUGGGGAUCACCGUGGCAGGAGCGCCGGGGGCGGAUCCGGACUAUGUCAUGCAGCUGUUGAAUGACGUGCGGAGGUUUGCAGACGUGCUGCUCAGCCUUAAAGAAACCUGCCACUCUAAAGAGUCCCGUGAUGCUCUCCCUCAGCGGGUACAGGAGAGGUUGGGAGAGCUGCUGCGAGUUCUCAAGUCUGUCAUCGGCAAACACCACACCCUCAACUCUGUAGACAUCCUCAGGGCCGCGGGCACCGUCAUCGCUAAGGUCAAAGGCAUUAACGUCAAGGAGGUAAACCAGGAAAACAAAACCGCUAUAUUUGGCGAGAUAUAUGCGUCCAUUGACACUUUGGCAUUCACAUUUGGCAAUGUAGUGUCUGACUUUCUUAUGGGAGAUGUGGACAGCCAAUCAGGGUUGGGGAUCCCACCGACCAGGAGAAGCAGGUCUUCUGAGAAUCUCUCUGUGGAUUCUGGGAGAUGUGUUCCAGAGAAGGAUACUGGGUGGAAGAAUGACCUAGUGGGCCCAGAGGUGGCGCUGUCUGAGGAGGAGGAGGAGGAGGAUGUUGACCUGACGCUGCAGAAUAACGACAGCGGGGUGGAGUCGGCUCUGCUCUAUGCCAAGGCCUGGUCUAAGUACACCAAAGAUCUGCUGGCCUGGGUCGACAAACGCCUGGGACUGGACAUCGAAUGUGCCAAGAGCUGUGCCAAAAUGGCAGAAUCUGCAAAGAUGCUUGCGAGUCAACAGGACUACAUGCCAUUCAGGGAGACCUAUAUCUCUACGUUUAAGAAUGACACAGAGUACAGCCAACUCCUCCUGCAGACUGCCACUGCCCUGCAGACCAACAAAUUCAUUCAGCCGCUGUUGUCCAGAAGGACUGAGCUGGACAGACUGAGGAAAGACCUCAACGAGCAGUGGCAGAGAGAACAGAAGAAAAUGCAAGAGUCCGAGGCGGCGCUGCGUAAGGCCCAGUGGGCCCAGACCCAGAGGACAGAUGAGUACCAGAAGGCCCAGUCGUCAGCCAGCCGCUCCCAGGAGGAACAGCCCAGACAGCUGGACAAGAAGAGGAAACUGGAGGAGGAGGCUCUACAGAAGGCUGAGGAUGCGAGGGACCACUACAGAUCCUGUGUAGCUGAUGCAGGAGCCAGGAGGGCAGAGCUGGCCAGCACCAAGACAGACAUCCUCACUCAGAUCAGAGAACUGCUGGCUCAGUGUGACCUCACACUCAAAGCUGUGACCGUCAACUGGUUCCAGCUGCAGCAGGCCCAGACCGUGUCUCUCCCCGGCCACUACCAGGCCCUGUGUGAAAACGCGAAGAUGUACGAGCCUGGACAGAAAUACGCAGAGUUUGUCAGAAAUCUACCCAAAGAUCAGAUACACAUGGAGUCCUUCUCCGUUGACGGACGGUUUGCUUUGUUCAGCAAGCGUUCGCUGGGCAGCACGAGUUCCCAUGGUAACUUGUCCCAGGUGUCCCUGACCUCCGAUGACGUCCUGAGUGGGGACGAGGUGGACAGUCCCCUGGGGUCGCGACCUGGGAAGAGGUCCAACAGCGCCACAGACAUACAAGGUGACUUUAAACGCAGACUACCCAGAACCCCCUCCACUGGCACCAUGUCCUCAGCAGACGACCUGGAUGAGAGACAACCAUACUCAGACAACGGUCUGGGUGAGAUGGUGACCGAGGCAGACGGUUCCCCAGGUCCGUUUCGUAACGCCCAGAUGUCCAAGGCGUCUCAGACACACAAGCUGAGGAAACUCAGAGCGCCGUCUAAGUGCAGGGAGUGUGACAGUCUGGUUGUUUUCCACGGAGCAGAAUGUGAAGAGUGCUCCCUGGCCUGUCAUAAGAAGUGUCUGGAGACCCUGGCCAUCCAGUGUGGUCAUAAGAGGCUGCAGGGAAGACUACAGCUGUUUGGGAUAGACUUCACCCAGGCAGCUAAGAACAGCCCAGAUGGGAUCCCCUUCAUCAUCAGGAAGUGUACCUCUGAGAUCGAGGGCAGAGCACUCAACCUCAAGGGAAUCUACCGUGUGAACGGGGCGAAGUCUCGUGUGGAGAAGCUGUGUCAGGCGUUUGAGAACGGCAAGGACCUGGUUGAGCUCUCUGACCUCUCACCCCACGACAUCGGCAACGUGCUCAAACUCUACCUGAGACAGUUACCAGAGCCGUUGAUCCUGUACCGCUACUAUAAUGACUUCAUCGGAUUGGCCAAGGCGAGCCAGAGGGUGAUCAUCGAAGAGAAGGCUAUAGCCAGGGCCCUCCAGGACCAGGGGCGGCCAGGGGGAGAACAACCCGGACCAGGAGGCACCCAGCCUGGGGUAGAGGGAGAGCAGCCUCCCCUGAGAACCAGCCAGCCUGGAGGAGACCAGCCCAGUAUCAAACUCAAUAGAGUCAUCUUUAAGAUUCGAGACCUGUUACGACAGCUACCUCCUGCAAACUACAAGACUCUACGCUUCCUCAUCGCACACCUACACAGAGUGACAGAGCAGGCGGAGGAAAACAAGAUGACAGCCAGUAAUCUGGGUAUUAUUUUCGGCCCUACGCUGGUCAAACCACGACAGACUGAUGCAGAGGUUUCCCUGUCUUCUCUGGUUGAUUACCCUUACCAGGCACUGAUGGUGGAGUUGCUGGUACGUCACUUCCAGAUGAUCUUUGACGUGGCCAGCCCCUCCUCUUCCUCCUCCUCCUCCACGGCGGACCAGACCUCCACCCGACUCACCCUUCAGGAGGAGCAGAGACUCAGCCUUCGCUCUGUCUCCCUGCUCGACAUCAAGGAGAGCACCAAAGUCUGCAAGAGACACUCGUCGGUCAUCCCAUCCUCUCAUAUCCUGGAUGAGGAGAAGACAGGAAGGACUGGACCAGACAGGAGAGAGUUAACAGCCCUGGAGAGGCUCAACGGCGUCGGUUCUGCUGCUGCUGGUGCUCCCAAGGUGCAGAGGUCUACCCUUGUGUUUGGCCGUCCCAGCAUCAAUCUCUCCUCCUCUACCUCCUCUACGGCCCCUCGGGUCCAACUUCGCUCCCAGCGCUCGAGAAUACUGUUCCGACCAAUCAGCAUGCCCUUGGAGCGCCUGCCCCUCCCCACCCCCUCCCAGGUCGUUGAGAGGAACAACCAGAACACCAACGACGCCGCCAUGUUGGAUCCCACCGCUGACUCCAUCACGGAGUCGGCCGAGCCGGAGAAGGAAACGCCUCGGAUUGGUGAGGGGUCAAGGGUCAGUACCUACUUUAUCACACCCUUCAAUCCCCAGGCCGUGCAGCGUAGGACCUGGGACAGGAAGUACAAACACUACGAUGUCACGCCGCGCACCGCCAUGAUCAUGGCUAAUUUACCACCUGCCGGUGCUGGCCCCGGAACACAGCCGACAGGGAAGCAGCCGACGAUGCCGACACAACCAUCCGUAUCUGGGCCGACUAGCUCUGCUCUCCCAUCCAGUGGAAGUGUCGGCACCAUAUUCCCCAACAGCCCUUACACGUUAUCGGGGAAGGCUGGCCAGACGUCCAGAAGAGACAGAGAGGAGACAAAGGACAGGCCUAACUCUGCUGCUGGAGGUGGUGGGGAGACUAGAACCUCUACCAACUCCCCCAUAGCGUUCAGACAACCAAGGAAUCUGCAGCCUCCGCCCGGAACCUUCUACAAGCCUCCUGGUGGUUCUUCAGCCACGAGAGGCUGGCCAUCAUCAAGUACCUCUGGGACCACUAGCCCCAUCAAUAUGUCCCCAACUCCUACUGUUAAAUCCUCUUCCCCGACCUCUCCUACUGUUAAAUCCUCUUCUCCUACUGUUAAAUCCUCUUCCCCGACCUCUCCUACUGUUAAAUCCUCUUCCCGACCUCUCCUACUGUUAAAUCCUCUUCUCCGACCUCUCCUACUGUUAAAUCCUCUUCCCCGACCUCUCCUACUGUUAAAACCUCUUCUCCUACUGUUAAAACCUCUUCUCCUACUGUUAAAUCCUCUUCCCCGACCUCUCCUACUGUUAAAACCUCUUCUCCUACUGUUAAAACCUCUUCCCCGACCUCUCCUACUGCUCUCCUCCUCCUCGCUUCCUCCCAUUCCUCCACCAUUACUUUCUCCACUACCCCUAUGGUUACCACCGCCACCCUUCAGACCUCAAACCUCCCCAUACACUGUCCACAGGACUCAGUGGACAGCUCUGUUAGUGUUGACCCUGAGGUUGAGACCUCCGCUGACCUUCUACCUCCCCGGUCCCCUCCCCCCAGCAGCCCAGAGGACCUCAGCCCCACUGAGGCCAAACCGCUGCACCAAAGACUGAGACCCCGGCCCAAACCCAGCGCUCCCGGCGAGGCCCACUUUGUCUGAACCGUGAUGUCAUCGCACACAGCUGGGGACACAGAAAACAACAACAACAACAGCCAGCAACAGCAUUGGCCAAGACUUCCAAUGAUAAUGGUCACGUUCCUGCCCGACGACACACAGUCCGUGACGUGGCACACCACCAUAGGCAGGCAUUACUUUACAUCAACCAAUCUCUUUCCUCCCUUUGCGUGGCUCUAGGGAAACAGGGGUGAUUUGUGGGGGGGAAAACCCCAACAGUGCGCCGUCUUGAAUUACUGUUGACGUCUGUAAGCAGGAAGUCUCCCCACUGUGGAUGAUGUCAUAUUGCCGUGUCUCCUUCUACAGCCCAAAUAAAACAGUUUUUAUAUAUGUGUGUCUGUAAAUCAUUUCUACAGUGUGUAUCUCUGUGCCAGAUUGUAUAUUGGGAAAAUAACUAUUAUUUUGAUGUCAGAAGGACAUCCUACUUUAUCACACCCUUCACACCCUUCAAUCCCCAGGCCGUGCAGCGUAGGACAACAAGGUAGACCAGGAAAGUGUUACCUACAUGUGUUUUAAUAUAUUAUAGUGUCGGGCCAGUAACCGAAAGGUUGCUGGAUCGAAUCCCCGAGAUGACAAGGUAAAAAUCGCCUCUGAACAAGGCAGUUAACCCACUGUUCCCCGGGCGCCGAAGACGUGGAUGUCGAUUAUGGCAGCCUCUCUGAUUCAGAGGAAGACACACUUCAGUUGAAUGCAUUCAGUUGUACAACUGACAAGGUAUCCCCUCCUUUCUACGUUCUAUGAUGAAGUCAGAACAAACAGACGCAGAGGCUGGUCCAUAAUCCAAUAUACUUCUCAAAGCACUAUACAGAAUCCCACCAUCUGCAAUUCAUUGAAUUCUGUGUCAAUAUUGUGUGAUGUCCUGGUCAUUACUGCCUGUUACAUCUGAUGUCCUGUUCAAUACUGCCUGUUACAUCUGAUGCCCUGGUCAAUACGGCCUGUUACAUCUGAUGUCCUGGUCAAUACUGCCUGUUACAUCUGAUGUCCUGGUCAAUACGGCCUGUUACAUCUGAUGUCCUGGUCAAUACUGCCUGUUGCAUCUGAUGUCCUGGUCAAUACUGCCUGUUACAUCUGAUGUCCUGGUCAAUACUGCCUGUUACAUCUGAUGUCCUGGUCAAUACUGCCUGUUACAUCUGAUGUCCUGGUCAAUACUGCCUGUUACAUCUGAUGUCCUGGUCAAUACUGCCUGUUACAUCUGAUGUCCUGGUCAAUACUGCCUGUUACAUCUGAUGUCCUGGUCAAUACUGCCUGUUGCAUCUGAUGUCCUGGUCAAUACUGCCUGUUACAUCUGAUGUCCUGGUCAAUACUGCCUGUUGCAUCUGAUGUCCUGGUCAAUACUGCCCUUUACACCUUAGAGUCUAUUUGUAACUAAUUCAUUCUGCCAUUACAGACAUCUCAAUAUAUUCAUAAAUGGAACUGGGACUUAAAUGAAGUUACUUUUCUCAAUGAAAUCAUGUACUCAGUUCGUGUAGUCAUGUUAGAGAGAAACUAAUUAAUUAGUUCUAUUGGGAAUGAAAUACAAUUUUGUUUUUUUGUUUUAUACAUUGAAUGAUACAGUGUCCGUGUUCCUGUUCUGGAUGUCGGGAUUUGUUUCUAUCCACAUGAUACACUUACUUAAUUCCGAUUCAAUGUUGUUGUUUUUUCCAAAACAAAAAAUGUAUUGUGUUGUAUUACAUUCCACAGUGAAUGUAUGGAAGCCUUGUUUUUUUUUUACCCAUAGUCCCGUUCAGAUUAGCAUCUGAUACCUCAUGUCAUGUCUUUGUGCGUACCUGGUUACGUUUUAUAUACGUUACCUUGAAACUGCUUGUUUUGUUGCGUUGAAUUAUUUGUCAACGUCUUGUGACCAUACGGAAAGACAUGCAAAAAUACAUCAAAUUAAAACUAACUUCACUUGAGUGUUGACAUUUUAUUUUUUUUGUUAUUAGCAAAUGUCCAAUUAAGUCGUUAACAAUGAACAUACAGAGUCUUCAGAAACGAUUCAUACCAUUUGACCUUUCCACAUUUUGUUGUUACAGCCUGAAUUUAAAAUGGAUUAAAUAAAGAUUUUUUCUGACAUAGGCUGACACAUGAUGUCAAUGUA